UGCGUCUCUCUGCUCUACUACGACGCGCGCGCUUUUCUGCUCCAUCGUCCUCUCAUUUUCAAUUUCAACGCCUUAAAUAGAGCGUUCAUCAACCGAGUCUUCAUUGGAAGGCAGUGUCGGAGCUACAAACCUAUGGCUUCAUCCAUGUCUUCUUCGCCUAACACCAACAAAGACGUCUCUGAAGUAGCAGAGCAGCUCGGCAUAAUCACUGCGCCUUACGGUUCCUGGAAGUCGCCAAUCACCGCCGAUGUUGUUACUGGUGCCUCGAAGCGACUUGGUGGCACUGCUGUCGACGGCAAUGGACGUCUUAUUUGGCUCGAAUCACGGCCCUAUGAAUCCGGGCGGGGAGUGCUCGUAAAGGAAUCGGAAAAGCCAGGGGAUGAGCCUUGUGAUAUUACUCCGAAGGAGUUUUCAGUGCGGAACACGACUCAGGAAUACGGCGGUGGUGCAUUUGCGGUCGCGGGAGACUUCGUUGUCUUUUCGAAUUACAAGGAUCAAAGACUUUAUAAGCAAUCCUUAAACUCAGAUUCGCCUCCUCAAGCACUAACUCCCGAUUACGGUGGACCAUCAGUCAGUUAUGCAGAUGGGGUGUUUGAUUCUCGGUUUAAUCGUUUAAUUACUAUUCAGGAAGAUGGACGUCAAAGUAGCUUGAAUCCAAUCAACACAAUUGUAUCAGUAGAACUUGACGGCAAGGAUAUUAAUGAACCGAAGGUCUUAGUUGGAGGAAAUGAUUUCUAUGCCUUCCCUAGAGUGGAUCCCAAAGGGGAACGAAUUGCGUGGAUUGAAUGGGGUCAUCCUAACAUGCCAUGGGAUAAAUCUGAGCUCUGGGUUGGCUACCUCUCUGAGAAUGGCGAGGUUUCCAAACGAGUUCGUGUUGCUGGUGGUGAUCCAAAGCUUGUGGAAUCUCCUACUGAACCGAAGUGGUCUGCUCAGGGAGAACUAUUUUUUAUUACUGAUAGACAAAGUGGGUUUUGGAAUCUCUAUAAAUGGUUUGAGGCUAAUGAUGAGGUGGCUCCAUUAUAUUCUUUAAACGCUGAGUUUUCCCGACCCUUAUGGGUUUUUGGCACAAAUUCUUAUGAGUUCCUAAAGAACAGUGUUGGGAGAAACAUCAUAGUCUGCACCUACAGACAGCAUGGGCGAUCAUAUCUUGGAGUCUUGGAUGAGGCGCAAAGUUCACUAUCCUUGCUCGACAUCCCAUUCACGGAUAUUAAUAAUAUUGCUCUGGGUCGUGAUUGUAUAUAUGUGGAAGGAUCGACAGCACUUGAUCCAUCAUCUAUUGCCAAGGUGACCCUAAAUGAAAGAAUCUUGGAAAUAGUACAUUUCACUAUUAUCUGGUCUUCUUCGCCGGAUAUUUUGAAAUUUAUGUCAUACUUCAGCCUUCCUGAGUUCAUUGAAUUUCCAACCGAAGUUCCUGGUCAAACUGCUUUUGCCUACUUUUAUCCGCCGACCAAUCCUAUUUACCAGGCUAGUCAGGAUGAAAAGCCUCCACUGUUGUUGAGAAGUCAUGGAGGGCCAACUGCUGAAACACGUGGAAUUUUAAAUCCUAGCAUUCAAUAUUGGACUAGUCGAGGCUGGGGUUAUGUUGAUGUCAAUUAUGGUGGUAGCACUGGUUAUGGGAGAGAGUACCGAGAAAGGCUUUUGAGGCAGUGGGGAAUUGUUGAUGUCAAUGACUGCUGCAGUUGUGCAAGAUUUUUGGUGAACUCUGGAAAGGUUGAUGGAGAACGAUUAUGUAUCACUGGGGGCUCUGCUGGUGGAUAUACCACCUUAGCUGCUCUUGCUUUUAGAGAUACGUUUAAGGCAGGAGCUUCCUUGUACGGGAUAGCUGACUUAAGCUUGUUGAGAGCAGAUACACACAAGUUCGAAUCUCAUUAUAUCGACAAUCUCGUUGGGAAUGAAAAAGAUUACUUUGAGAGGGCACCGAUCAAUUUUGUUGAGAAAUUUUCUUGCCCUAUAAUCCUAUUCCAGGGAUUGGAGGACAAAGCCGUACUGCCUAAUCAAUCUCGUAAGAUUUAUCAUGCCUUGAAGGAUAAGGGCUUGCCUGUUGCACUAGUGGAGUAUGAAGGAGAAGAACAUGGUUUCCGCAAGGCAGAAAAUAUUAAAUUUACCCUCGAACAGCAAAUGAUGUUCUUUGCUCGAUUUGUUGGACGAUUCCAAGUUGCAGACGAUAUUAAUCCAAUCAAAAUUGAAAACUUUGACUGAGGAUAUGCCUGCUGGUAUAUUUGGAAACCUUCUACUUUGUGAAUUUCACGGAAUGGUUUUGUGAGAUCUUCUGUCAAUAACUUCAACACAGCAUUUGGACGAACAAUGGUUUGUGUUGACUAUCUUGUGGUUUGUGUUGACUAUCUUGCUCCAGGUCCAUAUGAUGAAAAUAUGGCAGUAAGUUUGGAAUCGCUUUAAACCAUGACGGGUGUCUUGGAUGGGUUUGAUUGCUUUAUUUCCAACCUUUUGAAGGACAGUUUUAAUGAAUAAAAGCAUCUCAUUUUAUUUACAA
Molecule: messenger RNA, 2491 nt
Organism: Cucurbita maxima (winter squash)
Lineage: Eukaryota; Viridiplantae; Streptophyta; Magnoliopsida; Cucurbitales; Cucurbitaceae
Exons: 18
Coding region: 133-2199 (688 amino acids)
Biological process (GO): proteolysis
Molecular function (GO): serine-type peptidase activity
Source: RefSeq, a predicted model, not a curated record